Molecule: messenger RNA, 2732 nt
Organism: Eleginops maclovinus (Patagonian blennie)
Lineage: Eukaryota; Metazoa; Chordata; Actinopteri; Perciformes; Eleginopidae
Product: aldehyde dehydrogenase, dimeric NADP-preferring-like
Exons: 10
Coding region: 269-1798 (509 amino acids)
Biological process (GO): aldehyde metabolic process
Cellular component (GO): cytoplasm
Molecular function (GO): 3-chloroallyl aldehyde dehydrogenase activity; aldehyde dehydrogenase (NAD+) activity
Source: RefSeq, a predicted model, not a curated record
GAUGUUAUCUCGGGUCUCCCUGCUUGAAGCGGUUUGAAUGGAGCAGUUACAGUGCAUUGAUCUCAGAGCAGCCUGUCACUGUGUACCGAGUCUCAGUCAGUGAGUCAGCCCGCAGUGUCGGACAUCUGAACCGCUUUCAGGUCAGAUCAGUGGCGGAUUAUCCAAUUCAUAUUUCAUAAAGAAUACACUGGAUGUGUAUUGGACCUGCGCGUAGACAGUCCUGCUGUGUGCAGUUCCAGAGGCUCUUUGCUGUGCUGCAGCUGUAUGUAUGGAGAGGCAGGCGGUGCAGCGGGCCAGAGAGGCCUUCCUGAGCGGGAGGGCCCGACUUGUGGAGUUCAGACUGCAGCAGCUCCACGGCCUGAAGAGGAUGAUCACUGAGAACGAGACGGAGAUCUCUACGGCCCUGAAACAGGACAUCAACAGGAGCCAGUAUGACACACCGCUCUUGGAACUGAUUGGCAUUGAGUGUGAGAUCAAGCUGGCUAUAGAGAAAGUGGCAGAGUGGGCGGCUCCUCGGUCGGUGGAAAGGAACUUCCUCACCAUAUCAGAUGAGGUUUACGUGCAGCCAGAGCCUCUGGGGGUGGUGCUCAUCAUCGGGGCCUGGAACUACCCCUGGGCCCUCACCCUCUUGCCCCUGGUGGGAGCAAUCGCUGCUGGCAACGCAGCUGUGGUGAAGCCGUCCGAGCUCAGCGAAUGCUCGUCCCUCCUCCUCCGGGCUCUGCUGCCGCGCUAUCUGGACAAGGAUCUGUACCCGGUUAUAACGGGUGGAGUGUCAGAGACCCAGGAGCUGCUGAGGCUCAGGUUUGACCACGUCUUCUACACAGGCAGCGGCAGUGUGGGUAAAAAAGUGAUGGAGGCCGCGGCUCGCCACCUCACUCCAGUGACCCUGGAGCUGGGAGGGAAGAGCCCCUGCUACAUCGACAAGAACUGUGACAUCAGAGUCGCCUGCCGUCGUAUCACGUGGGGGAAGUUUGUGAACUGCGGUCAGACGUGCAUCGCUCCAGACUUCAUCCUGUGUGAACCGUGCAUCCAGGGCCGAGUGGUAGAGUGCCUCCGAUUAACUCUCCUGGAAUUUUACGGAGCUGAUCCCAAAUGCUCGCCAGACUACGGCCGAAUCAUCAACACGCGUCAUUUCAACAGAGUCAUGGGUCUGAUGGAGGGCUACACCCCUGUGAUAGGGGGACAAAGUGAUGCCUCACAGCGCUACAUUGCACCUACAGUGCUGAAGGAUGUGCCCCCCCACUCCCGGCUAAUGCAGGAUGAGAUCUUUGGCCCCUUGUUGCCCAUAGUGGCCGUGAGUGACAUGGAUGAUGCCAUCCGCUUCAUCAACGAGAGAGAGAAGCCUCUGGCGCUCUACAUCUUCUGCUCUGAUAAGAAGGCAGCGAAAAGGAUGAUUGAGGAGACCUCGAGUGGAGGAGUGGUGGUAAAUGACGUUAUGAUGCACUACACGCUCAGCUCACUCCCGUUUGGUGGUGUUGGUCAGAGUGGAAUGGGCCGUUACCAUGGUAAACACAGCUUUGACCAGCUGAGCCACCAGAGGGCGUGCCUGGUCCGCUCUCUGGGCAUGGAGAACGUCAACCUGUCCCGGUACCCUCCCCAGGACCGCCGGCGGGCGCGCAGGGUGCGGAUGGCCCUCAAGUCCCCUCUGAUCGACAUGUCCAAGAGGACGUUCGUCUGGGCCGUCACCGCCACCGUCAUCUGUUUCGGCUUGGCUGUCGCCCUGCUGGUCAUCCUGCUCAUAGCUGCGGGCCUCAACUGCACCUGCUGGUACUGGAGAGGCUUUUACAACUACUGGUGACUGUGUCUCGGUGUGGGGGGGGGGGGGGGGUCAACAGCAGUCAACAUGUCCAGAUUUCCUUUGGCAAAACACCAUAUCCCAAACUGCACCCACAUUAUGUCUACGGCGUUGAACUGUAUGUCAGUUUCUUUGGAUAAAAGCAUCUGCUAAAUGACAUUGUUGUGUCUCGCUUGAUUUCCCCUCCUUGGUUGUCCCUCCCCUUGACCUGAUUAACUGCCCCGCCCUUAUUGUUUACACCUGUGUUCACCUUGUGUAUUUAAGCUGUGUUUGUCUCUGUGCCCAGGGCCAGAUCGUUUUGAGUUUUCACCACGCUAGUGUGCGUUAUGUUUAGACUUUUGUGACUAUGGAAUAUUACCUCUAGUAAAAAACCUUUUUUUGGAAACUUUUUGUGUCGAGUCGUGCAUUUGCUGGGGCUGCAGAAGAGAAUGAGUCUGCAUCUCCUGGGUAGAGAGAGCGAGAGAGAGAGCGAGACAGAGAGUUGAUGAGUUGAUUAGGCUGGGUGAGUGUCAGCUGGAGGCCUGAGAGAGACUUUGAGCAGAGUUUGGUUGUGUUUGGGGCACGGCUGAUGUUCCUGAAGACGCUACCACCAUAGUCAUCAAGAAGCGGGGAGAAGAUUGGAGCUGCAGUUUUUUUUUCCUCUUUCUUUUUGAGUUUAAACAUAAAGGGAGUGUUUUCACAUCGACUUCAGAGGAAGAGCUGCGGAGGACUACUUCACCAUUCAUCCCUCUCAUCAGAUAAGCUUAUCAAGCCAACACAAAAACUGCGAGAUGAACAUUGAUUUAUUCAUUUGUUUAUUUUCAGAGCUCUUAAUUGUUUGUUUUGUUUAUUUCUCUUAAACAGUUGAAUGACAUUGCCUUUCACUGGGGUUAAUGGGAUCAAAGGAAAUUCAUUGUUGUGUGUUUGUUUAAUAAAUGCCAGCUGUAUGUUAAACUGA